ACGCCUUUAUUGAGUGGGCCGGAAUCGUGUGGAGGAGGUGCGCGCACGCCGACGGCGGUGCCUUGCCGCGGCCUCCGGCGUCGCUUUCCCCCAUGGUCAUGGCCAUGCGCCCAUGCCCCCCACGCGCGCGCUUUCGCUCUCACCUCUGCGUCUCGUCUCAUUCUCGCUCCUCGUCUCGGCCGCGAAAGCCAAGAAAGCUGCCGCUCCCCGGCCUAGUCCCCGCUCGCGUCUCUUUCCACGCCGACGCGGCGGCUGUCAUGUGGGAGCACUUCCCGCCCCGGGCCUCCGCCGGGAGCCGCGGCCCCGCGCCGCCCUACCACCACCACCACCACCACCAGCAGCAGCAGCAUGUCGCGCCGCCCGACUACCAGCAGCAGCAUGUCGCGCCGCCCGACUGCCAGCACCAGCAUGCCGCGCCGCACGGCCACCCCGACCCGCUGGCCUCCGUCUGGAUCCGCCGCCUCCACCUCGCUCCCCCCAACCCGCCGCCGCCCCGCGCCAGCCUCGCGCCCCCGCUGUCCCACGACCACGACGCCGUCUCCGCCCGCAGCGCCGGGUUCGGCCCCUUCCGCUGGAGCCCGCGCCCGCCGGCCGCCCCCGGCCCCGCCCCAUGUGGCGGCGGGGGCGGCCCGCCGAUGAUGUCGCCGUUCUUCCGCUCCCCGCCUCAGCCGCUCCCGCCGCUCGCGGACGUCAGGGAGUUCCCGCCCGUCAGGCCUAUGGUCUGGUCUGGCAGCAGCGGCAGCGCGUUCCCCGGGUCGCCGUCGCCGACGGUGCUUGGUGUCAACCCUCACGCAUCCUGGCUACCGACGGCAGCUGCAGGUUCAGCUUAUCCUAACCAUGAUGUGGACAUGAUUCCCAUAAGAACUUCUCAUGAUCUCCAUGUUAGACAACACAGCAUGAUCCCACAAAAUUUUGCAAGGCGCACCCCUAGUUCCAGCAGCGAACACGACGAACCUUUCUCCUAUUGGAACAUGGGGAGGUUCCAGAGAAGCACCACGACUUCGUCGAUCUCGCAGGUUGCUGUUGAACCUGGCAAUUUUGUGAAGAAGAGGAAUGCUGACUCAAACAGUUUGCUCCCUCUCAAGUUCAGAAAGCUGAGUGAGGCUGGAUAAAACCACACCAUGGCGCCACGGGUUCUCCGUCCUCGGGGGGAGGCAUACACAUGCACUUGUCACGCGGCAGUGCUUCGCCACGUAAUGGCUCAAGCAGAUGUCACCAUUUGGUGGCUAUCAUGUAAAGUAAAGUAAGUUUGCUUCAAAAACGUCGCACCCUUUGAGACACCGAUACAUUUGGUGUCGGAUCUCAGCGGUGCUUACCGCUGGGAUGCAUGCAUGUUUUUUGAAUUCAGGGCUAUAUACAGGGUGGUGUGAUGCGCUCUCAUGCUGCUCGCAUACCUCAGAAUAAUGUCUCGCAUACUGAUAAAAGAAAUGAAUAAAUUUGCCAUGAGAAGCUUUAUGUGUUC
Messenger RNA from Triticum aestivum (bread wheat), 1462 nucleotides. Its product is annotated as trithorax group protein osa. The transcript has 3 exons. Lineage: Eukaryota; Viridiplantae; Streptophyta; Magnoliopsida; Poales; Poaceae. Bases 93 to 1112 code for a protein of 339 amino acids. The record is from RefSeq and is a predicted model, not a curated record.